UACUGAUUUUAAUCUAGCUCUGUCUGUUUACUAUUUAAAAAAAAAUUCCAAUGCACCCCUGGAAAAAUUUAGCGCAAGCGUACUGUGAGUCCCAACAUCUCUAUAUCAAACUCUCAUCCCUCGGUGUGCUCUUAUCAAUUCAGUAGCGUCCGCUUCGUAAAAAUGAUACGUCGUUUAGAUAUUAAAGUACGCCGGUAUAUUAAUUUUCCACCGAAUUCAAGUACUCAUUUUAUUUUACUGUUGUCGUUAUAAUAAUUAUUCAAAUGUGAUGAACUGUACAAUUAAAUCAACACAAUUAUUUUUUCUUAUUGUGUACACACUUUAGACCCAAGGUGCUAUCGAUUUCGUUAUCUAGACAUUUAAAUAAAAACAAAUGUUUCAAAUAUGUUAGCAACUCUAAUUAUCAUUAAUUAAAUUAUUACAAGUGCAAAUAUAUAUUUUUAUUGAUAUAUUUAUCUGUUUUCUAUCGCUGAAACAAUAAGUGUUUUUUUCCUUAAUUAAUUAUUGUCGGAAAUAAAAACACGAGUUAAAGAUAAUUGUCGGAAUGUUGUAUGAAAUGCUGAUCACAUUCAUAAACAAGUGAUCAAUUUCCACUGGAAAUUAUGAUACUAAAUAACUUGUCGAUUGAGUUUUUAUAAUGAAAUUACAUUUAAAGUAAUUUGUAUCAAUGAAUAAUGAAUACUGAUGAUAAUAACAAAAAUAUAUAAAUAUUUGUAUGAUGAAAUGAUGGAACUACGCAGAACUUCAUGGGCUAAAAAAUUAAUUUUGAUUAUAAGCUUUAUAAUAAUACUACUGUGGAUUAUUUUUAAUGAUACAUUUUGUGCCUUUGGUGGUCUAUCACGGAGAAUAGUAUUGAACAGAAUAAGAUUAGCGGCACAUAUCCAUAUAGAAAGAGCAUCUGCUGUGAGAGAAGUUAAAGUUGAAGAAAUUCCACUUGAUAGUUUCAUUAAUUUAGAUGUUAAUGCGACAAAAGUUCAAGUUGUGUCUUUGUUGUCUAACAAUAAGACGUUAUUGAAAGAUAGUACGGUAGAUGUGUCACCCAAGUACAAAAUAUUGCGUCAACAAGGUCUGAUACCUAGUAGACAAUUGCCGAGUGCUUUGAUAAUUGGCGUUAAAAAAGGCGGCACGAGAGCACUCUUAGAGUUUUUAAGACUUCAUCCGGAUAUUCGGGCUGCUGGAUCGGAAAUACAUUUUUUUGAUCAUCACUAUUCUAAGGGAUUUCAUUGGUAUAGACACCGAAUGCCACCGACAUUAGAAGGUCAGUUGACAAUGGAAAAAACACCAUCGUAUUUCGUAACACCAGAAGUCCCAAGAAGAGUACAGCAUAUGAAUCCGGGUACAAAGCUGAUAGUUGUUGUCCGUGAUCCAGUAACACGUGCAAUAUCUGAUUAUACCCAAGUAAAAAGUAAACGUCCAGAAUUACCUAAAUUUGAAGAACGUGCCUUUAUAAACGGUUCAAAUAUAGUCGAUACUAAUUGGGCGCCAUUAAGAAUAGGAGUUUAUGCACGAUAUUUAGAACGUUGGCUCCAAUAUUUUCCAUUGUCUCAGUUACUAUUCGUAUCUGGUGAACGUUUGAUUGCUGACCCAGUUAUUGAAAUAACAAGAGUUCAAGAUUUUCUCGGGCUCAAGCGUGUGAUAUCGGAAAAACACUUUUAUUUUAAUGCUACCAAAGGUUUUCCAUGUUUGAUGAAAUCUGAACAAAAAGCUAUUCCUCACUGUCUCGGUAAAACUAAAGGACGUAGUCAUCCGUACAUCAAUCCUGUGGCAAUUCAACGUUUGAAAAAUUUCUACCGACCAUUCAAUCAACGUUUCUAUCAAUUGACUCGUAUGGAUUUCGGUUGGUCAUAAAUUUAUUUUAAAGACUAAUUAAAACAUAUCUAUUAAUUAAUCAAAAUUAAUACUAAAUAAUGUCAAUUCUUGUGAUCGAAGUCAAUUGGUUUAAAUUUUGUAAAACAUUCACUCAACAUUAAUUACUAUCUAUAUUAAAAAAUACAAUAGCUUAAAAGCUACAAAUUAGAAUAGUAAUUAAUUUAAAACUAAUUAAUAUAAGUAUAUUAAUUAAUUAUAGUUAUAAUUGUAAAACUGCACGAUUUUGCUCAAUACCAAGAUAAAUGCUAACAACAGAGAUUUAAUGUAAAUAUAUACUAGUUAAUAAAUAAAAAUAUUUGUACGAUAUAAAUUUAAAUUGGCAUUUACUUUACAAUAAUUCCUAUUCUGUGCAAUUAAAAUUUUUUAAAAUAUAUAUAUACAUAAAUAUUGUGUAUAAAUAUAUAUUUUUAUUAACAAUGCUUGUAUACAUAAACUUUAAAAUUUAAUAGAUAAUUUUUUUUAUUGGAAUAUUUAAAAAAAAAAUUAUCACAGUAUUUCCCAAACAUUAUUGCUGACCGUGCGCUUAUAAAAUAAUAUACAAUACUCUGGGUAUAAUGUAUGAUUAAUUAAAUCAAUAAUAUAUAUAAUCAUUUGAAUAAUUAUAAAUUAAUUGGGUUAAUCUAUUAACAUAAUUAAGUAGCAUGCAAAAAGUGGAGUUUGAUUAGUUUAAUACUUUGAUAAUUACGCGAUGAAAUAAAUAAUUUUAACGAAUUACAUUUUUAAAUUUUUUCUAAUACUUAAAAUAUUAAUUAAAAGUUAAGAUUUGAUAAAAAAUACUUAGACACAUACUAUUUUUAUACAAUAAACACUUGUUGCGCUUAUUUGCAAUUUAAAUAUUUCAGUAAAUGCUUUAUCUUAAAAAAUAUAUAUUCUUUUUUUAAUACUCUAAUACUUUUUAUCUUAAGGCCAUUCUCAGACACUGCCCACUAUUUUUUGAAAAUUUUCAAUUACUUUAAAUUGC
This is a messenger RNA of Microplitis demolitor, 2830 nucleotides long. RefSeq names its product heparan sulfate glucosamine 3-O-sulfotransferase 6 (gene Hs3st-B). NCBI's taxonomy places the organism in Eukaryota, Metazoa, Arthropoda, Insecta, Hymenoptera, Braconidae. Gene Ontology annotation, molecular function: [heparan sulfate]-glucosamine 3-sulfotransferase activity. The transcript has 3 exons. The record is from RefSeq and is a predicted model, not a curated record. Bases 685 to 1848 code for a protein of 387 amino acids.